This is a messenger RNA of Lindgomyces ingoldianus, 633 nucleotides long. RefSeq lists its product as uncharacterized. The record is from RefSeq and is a predicted model, not a curated record. Bases 1 to 633 code for a protein of 210 amino acids. The transcript is spliced from 6 exons. NCBI's taxonomy places the organism in Eukaryota, Fungi, Ascomycota, Dothideomycetes, Pleosporales, Lindgomycetaceae.
AUGCCGGCUGGGGGCUCGUCUGAACUGCCUCGGGCAAGGCAGGAAAGCACGCCGAGUACCGCAAGCCGCUAUGCGCCUUUGCUUAUGCUGUUAAGAUGUGUAGUCUCCAUCGCGAGGCCGAAAGUCGUUAAACUGCAGCGUGGCCAACAGUCCGUAUACGGGUCAGAGAGGUCAUAUUUUGGGAGAUUUCCCUCCUGUUUUCAGACCCCAUUGGCCAUCGCGUUGGGAGCUUUGUUUGAGAGACAGGGCGAUAAGGAGGAGGAGGGGACUUCAUCUAGGCUAAAAAGCUUCUCCCGGAACAAUUUUGACCCGGACCGACGAAACUUCUCGCGAAAAGUACAAAAGUAUAAGGAUUUUGAGAAGUUACUGUUACGUUACGUACUUGCUAAUCAAUUCACUGCUUACGUACAAAAGUACUACCAAAUUGAGAAGUUACUGGCAGAAAAAAGCUCAAACGUAACGUACUACGUACUCGAAAAAGACACAUGCAGAGCCGUGACGCUUGAUGGGCCAGACCAAGGCUUCAGACUGCUUCGCCCCAAAUGGCUUCAAGAUAGCCGCAAAUCUUCCAAUCCGGCGAUGAGCGUCACUACACUAGGCUUGGCGGGCCAGUCCCGCGAAAGUCUGUACUGA